AUGGCUGAUUUCCUUCCUUCACAAUUUUCAACCAAGUGCUAUUCAAAAAUUAUUAGAGUCGGAGAACAAACAGCAAAGACAUUCGAUUAUCAAUUUGCACAAACUCCAAUCGUAGAGGAGAGAAAAUUAUUCGAGAGAACUCUCGGAGCCGACACUGAUAUUAUAUCAAAGGAAAUGUUUAUUCUCUCAUCACGUGAUGCUAUUGAAGGAAAUAAGUUAUGUUUGAGACCUGAAGGAACAGCACCAAUUAUGAGAAGUGUUAUCGAAAAUGCUCUCUCAACAAAACAAAGAAUUUACUAUUAUGGACCAAUGUUUAGAUACGAAAGACCACAGAAAGGAAGAUAUCGUCAAUUUCAUCAAUUUGGAGUGGAAUAUUUAGGAAGUGAUCAUUAUCAAAGUGAUUUGGAAUCUUUGGAAAUGGCUUAUCAAUUUUUAACAAAUGUUCUUGAUGGUAGAAAUGAUGUAUUUCAAUUGGAAAUUAACUCUAUUGGAACUUUGAAAGAACGUGAAAAUUAUCAACAUGCUCUCUUAGAAUAUGUUAAAAAGAAUAAGGAAUUAUUUGAUCAGGAGGAAAAUCUUUCAAAGGACAGUAGAGCUAGAGUUGAAAUUGCCAUUGCAGAAAAUAAUCCAAGAAGAAUUUGGAGAAUUCUCGACUCUAAACAGGAUGAAGAUUUUAUUGCAAAUUUGAUUGAAAAACAUGAUAUGCCCCAAUUAGCUCAAUUUCAAAGUGAGGAAAAUAGAAAACGAUUUGAAAAUGUACUUUUAGGAUUGAAAUGGUUGAAAAUUCCAUACAAGAUUAACUCAUCUCUUAUUAGAGGUCUUGAUUACUAUACCCAUACAACAUUUGAAUUUAAGAGCAAUGUUAUUGGUGCCAAAUCAACCAUUCUCGCAGGUGGGCGUUAUGAUACAUUAUCUCAACAAUUAGGAGCCAAUCAACAAAUUCCAGCUGUUGGUUGGGCUAGUGGAUUUGAAAGACUUUCCUUAAUUAUGGAAGAACUGGAAAAGGGAAAUACUCAACCUCAACCAGAAUACAUUCCAAAAGUAUUCGUUUCAGUCGUCAGAGGCACAAAUGAAGCUAUUGAUCAGGAAAUGUCUAAAUUUGCUAUUAUUCUAUCCCAACAAUUACGUAAACAAGGCAUUACAAUCAAUUAUUUUGAGAAGGGAAAUUUAUCAAAACAAUUGAAACAAGCCCAACAAAGUAAAUCACUCCUCACAAUUAUUAUUGGAGAGGAUGAAUUGAAGGGAGGUAAAAUUUCAAUUAAGAAUAUGGAAUCUGGAGAACAGAAAAAAAUUCUACUUGAAUCACUUACUGAUGAAAUUCAAGAAUCACUUCAAUCCUAUUUGGCAAAGUACCCUUCACAUUUUCAAUAA
Molecule: messenger RNA, 1371 nt
Organism: Naegleria gruberi
Lineage: Eukaryota; Heterolobosea; Eutetramitea; Acrasida; Naegleriidae
Exons: 2
Coding region: 1-1371 (456 amino acids)
Biological process (GO): histidyl-tRNA aminoacylation
Cellular component (GO): cytoplasm
Molecular function (GO): histidine-tRNA ligase activity; ATP binding
Source: RefSeq, a predicted model, not a curated record